Psammomys obesus (fat sand rat) is the source of this 2139-nucleotide messenger RNA. It is a transcript of the gene Eif4b, whose product is annotated as eukaryotic translation initiation factor 4B. Lineage: Eukaryota; Metazoa; Chordata; Mammalia; Rodentia; Muridae. The record is from RefSeq and is a predicted model, not a curated record. Gene Ontology annotation, molecular function: RNA binding. The transcript is spliced from 15 exons. The coding region runs from base 206 to 2038 and encodes 610 amino acids.
CCCUCCGGCCCCAUGUCGCGCAGCGCUUCCCGUCGGACGCCGCGCCACCUCCUCGCGCGGCCUCACCAGCCCAGCGCGGCGGCGCCCCGCCUCCGGCGCCCGGCCCCCGCCCCCUCCUGCUUUCGCGUCUCCGAGCCCGUCGCGCCCGCUAUCAUCACGUGAUUGCCUCAUCCGGGUCCUUUGCGUUCUCUCUCCCUCUCCCAACAUGGCGGCCUCAGCAAAGAAGAAGAAUAAGAAGGGGAAAACCAUCUCCCUGACAGACUUUCUGGCUGAGGAUGGUGGGUCUGGUGGAGGAAGCACCUAUGUCUCCAAACCCGUCAGCUGGGCCGAUGAGACAGAUGAUCUGGAAGGAGACGUGUCCACAGCGUGGCACAGCAAUGACGACGAUGUGUACAGGGCACCGCCAAUUGACCGCUCCAUCCUUCCCACUGCCCCACGGGCUGCACGGGAACCCAACAUCGACCGCAGCCGCCUCCCCAAGUCGCCACCCUACACUGCUUUCCUGGGGAACCUGCCCUAUGACGUGACCGAGGACUCCAUUAAGGAGUUCUUCAGAGGACUGAAUAUCAGCGCUGUGCGCUUACCACGCGAACCCAGCAACCCAGACAAGCUGAAAGGCUUCGGCUAUGCGGAGUUUGAGGACCUGGAUUCUCUCCUCAGUGCUCUAAGUCUCAAUGAAGAGUCUCUAGGUAACAGGAGAAUUCGAGUGGACGUUGCUGACCAAGCACAGGAUAAAGACAGGGAUGAUCGUUCUUUUGGUCGAGAUAGAAAUCGAGAUUCUGACAAAACAGACACAGACUGGAGGGCCCGCCCUGCCGCAGACAGCUUUGAUGACUACCCUCCUAGAAGAGGUGACGACAGCUUUGGAGACAAGUAUCGAGAUCGUUACGAUUCAGACCGGUACCGGGAUGGCUAUCGGGACGGGUAUCGGGAUGGCCCACGCCGAGACAUGGAUCGCUAUGGGGGCCGGGAUCGCUAUGAUGACCGAGGCAGCAGAGACUAUGACCGAGGCUAUGACUCCAGGAUAGGCAGCGGCAGAAGAGCGUUUGGAAGCGGGUACCGUAGAGAUGAUGACUACAGAGGAGGUGGGGACCGCUAUGAAGACCGUUACGAGAGGCGGGAUGAUCGGUCUUGGAGCUCCAGGGAUGAUUACUCCCGGGACGAUUACAGGCGUGAUGACAGAGGUCCCCCCCAAAGACCCAAACUGAACCUAAAGCCUCGGAGUACUCCUAAGGAAGAUGAUUCCUCUGCUAGCACCUCCCAGUCCAGUCGAGCGGCUUCUAUCUUUGGAGGGGCCAAGCCUGUGGACACGGCAGCCAGAGAAAGAGAAGUGGAGGAGCGGCUGCAGAAGGAGCAGGAGAAGCUGCAGCGGCAGCUGGAGGAGCCCAAGCUGGACCGCAGGCCCCGGGAGAGACACCCAAGUUGGCGAAGCGAAGAAACUCAGGAAAGAGAACGGUCGAGGACAGGAAGUGAGUCAUCGCAAACCGGGACCUCAGCCACAUCCGGGAGAAAUACACGAAGGAGAGAGAGUGAGAAGUCUCUAGAAAAUGAAACCCUCAAUAAAGAAGAAGACUGUCACUCUCCAGCCUCUAAACCUCCUAAACCCGAUCAGCCCCUAAAGGUAAUGCCAGCCCCUCCACCAAAGGAGAAUGCGUGGGUGAAGCGAAGCUCUAACCCUCCUGCCCGAUCUCAGAGCUCAGACACAGAGCAGCCGUCCCCUACAAGUUGUGGAGGGAAGGUAGCCCCAGCUCAGUCCUCUGAGGAAGGACCAUCAAGGAAAGAUGAAAAUAAAAUCGAUGGAAUGAGUGUCCCAAAAGGCCAAAGUGGGAGCUCCAGCCGUGGCCCUGGGGACGGGCACAAAGAGCGCUGGGAGGAGUUGGAUAGGAAAGACGGCAAAAAAGAUCAAGACUCCAGAUCUGCUCCUGAGCCAAAGAAAUCUGAGGAGACUCCAGCCUCCAAGUUCAGUUCUGCAAGCAAGUACGCCGCUCUCUCUGUGGACGGUGAGGAUGAGGAUGAGGGGGACGGCCACACUGAGUAGAUGCCCACACCCUGUGCAUUCUCCUGGUCUCCACCCCGGAACAUUCGAGAACACAUCAAACCUCUAUCCAGACAAGACAAAUAAACUCACCAUCUCCUGAA